Molecule: messenger RNA, 1497 nt
Organism: Tachyglossus aculeatus (Australian echidna)
Lineage: Eukaryota; Metazoa; Chordata; Mammalia; Monotremata; Tachyglossidae
Gene: CABCOCO1
Product: ciliary associated calcium binding coiled-coil 1
Exons: 8
Coding region: 32-901 (289 amino acids)
Source: RefSeq, a predicted model, not a curated record
UGCUGGGUUGCAGGGCUCCGCGGGGCCUCCGAUGGCGGCAGCGGCCGAGGGGACGCCGGGCGAGGCCGAGAAAGACGCAGAAACCCACGAACAAGAGCCUCCAUCUUGGAAUUUUCUGUCAGACUCCCAAAUAAGUGAUUUACUAGGAGAAAAUAUAGAUGGACUUCAAAAAAAAAUGGAAGAAUUCUUGAAUUUCAGGCAACUUCAGACGUCUUUAAAGGAAGCCAUUCUUCUCGACUACUAUGUGUCAGGAUUCUGGUGGGCUAAAGAAAUUAACUUCACCCUUCCACAGCUAUCAAAAUUUAUGACUCUGCUUUAUAUGUUACUAGAGAAUCUUAGCGCCAAACAUAUGUUCCUGGAAGACAAUAUAAGAGAAUUGGGAAAAGCAUUGGCUGGAUUAGUACAGUCUCAUUCAGAAAAAAGUGAUGACUUGGAUUUCUUCAGUGCUGACCAAGCCAAUGCUAUCACAGACUAUUUGAAAAUCAGCUUAUUUCAACACUAUAAGCUAUACGAAUUUAUUUUCUAUUCUCCAAGGGAAGAACUUGUGAUAGGCGCUGAGCAAGUGAUAGAACUUUUAAAGCAAGCCGAUGAUUCUUAUCCAGCUCCUCUAGAAGAAGGCAUAUCUUACGAUAUCUAUUCAACAUUUAUAGCACCCCCAUCACCAGUUAUGAAAACAGAGGAGACUGAUCAAGAAUGCCCCAGUCCCUUAAGGGAAUUCCAGCCAGAAACUGAGUCCAUAGAAGAGGAUCCAUUGUGUGGCUACACCAUUGAAGAUGUAGAGUCAGUUCUGGGUCAACUCACGGAUGAAGCUAUAGAGAAGAUUCAGACCGAGAUAAACGAAAAACUGCAAAUUCAGGAAAAGGCCUUUAAUGUAAAAAUAGAAAAACUGAAAAAAGCCUGAGGACAGAGGUGUCCAAGGAGAGUACUGCUGAGCUUUUUCAGAAGCAAACACAGAACAACAGCAGCUCCAAACAGCAGCAGCAGAAGUGAGUCAGCUUCACAAUUUUGUAAGAGUAAGCUCAAACCCAAGUCUUUUUUAAAUUGGACUAAUUAGAAUUGUAUUCACCCCCGUUUUACUCUCUACUAUCCUUUUACAAUAGCUGAAUUUAUUCCCCAAGUGUAAACUGAACAGAUUCAAUCUUCCAAAGAUGGAGACAUAUAUGCAGGAUAAAAACUGGGAUAAGUAUAAUUCUUUUGAAGGCAUAUUUUUGAUAAUCACAAUAGCACAGGGUGUUCAUCAUAAAAUAUGACAAGGCCAACUUUUUAAGAAAAAAAUCUGAAUAAAAUUAGGUUUUAUGCAUGUUACUAAAUGAACCUCUGCUUUGCUGAAACACAAUGAAAAUACCCCGCUGACAUUCACAGAGUAGAACUUCCAGAACAAGUCAUUACAUGCGUUUGUAUUACCAUUAUUUUUCUUCUUUUCAAAUUAAAUUGUUUAGUUUUCUUGUUUAAACGUUUCAGUGUGAAACCAAUUUUCUGAAAUUACAUAAUGCAUUU